AUGCUGUUGGCUUGUCAGCUGCUGGUAAAACAGACUCUGUGUUCCAGAGGUCUUUCCUGGAGUCCAGACCUGGAGAAGUGUAUGGAUUGCGCCGUGUGCCAAACCCAGAACAAGAAUGACUUCUGCUCCACAUGCGGAGAUCCCCAACCCCCAAACACACUCAACUGGUGGAUUCUCCUGGGAGCAUCGGUGGGGGCCGUAUUUAUGUGUUUUAUCAUUGGUGGGAUAAUAUUCUACGCUCGUUGCCGGCGGCGAGAAAAAUUUACCACUCCGAUUGAAGAGACUGGAGGCCACUCCGCUCAGGAAUCCCUGAUAGAUUGAAAAUCUUUUGGUCAGUGUUUCAGGUGACCGAGAGAAAGAGAAGAUCCCUUCAACCUUCAAUUACCUCUGACUUUCCCUAAAGACACCGGAAGGAUGUUUUU
Euleptes europaea (tarantolino) is the source of this 422-nucleotide messenger RNA. RefSeq names its product TNF receptor superfamily member 12A (gene TNFRSF12A). Gene Ontology annotation, molecular function: protein binding. NCBI's taxonomy places the organism in Eukaryota, Metazoa, Chordata, Lepidosauria, Squamata, Sphaerodactylidae. Gene Ontology annotation, cellular component: plasma membrane. The coding region runs from base 1 to 321 and encodes 106 amino acids. The record is from RefSeq and is a predicted model, not a curated record. The transcript has 5 exons. Gene Ontology annotation, biological process: positive regulation of apoptotic process.